Molecule: messenger RNA, 1525 nt
Organism: Spizellomyces punctatus DAOM BR117
Lineage: Eukaryota; Fungi; Chytridiomycota; Chytridiomycetes; Spizellomycetales; Spizellomycetaceae
Exons: 4
Coding region: 828-1316 (162 amino acids)
Source: RefSeq, a predicted model, not a curated record
UUGAAGAGAUUUUUUCAACAGCACGUUGAGAAGCACACUCUAGCACACACACACACACACACACCUACUAGUAGUGUGGAAAAGCUUGUAGAUUGCUCAUCUCCAGCUUUUGAUGCAACAUUUCCUUGCCAAUGAACAAGAUGGCCAAAAUACACCGAACCCAAAUCUCCACCUUGUGUGUGUGUGUGUGUGUGUGCGUGUGUGUGUGCGUGUGUGAUCACACUCCCCCGAUCAAGUCACACUAUUCGCUCCGUUGAUCCACAAUAACCAUACAAGUAAAGGAUAGCGUCCUGCGGCGGGUUUCCGCAGCUCUCGUCCAUGUUUAAAGUUGCCCUGCACCUGGACGCAGCCGAACGAUGGCAGGGUAGUAUUAUCUUGUGCUAUACAAAUGAGAGAUGGCGAGGUGGUGAAAUGUCCUUGCAGUUUCGGUCCGACGACUUCAAUUCUGCAGCAAAUGAUGCAUGAUGGAUCAACACCUGGACACCCCCGCAGCCCAGGAGGCUUGAUGCCGAUAGCGUUUUCAUGACACGACACUUGAAAUCUUCGAGACGACACAUCUCAGUUACCUUUGUUCUUUUGUUACUAUUUACCUCCUGCAACUAUUUUUAAGUGACAUGGCGCAAGCAACUCCACGCGCAUCUGAGCCUUCAACGGCUGCAUCGCUUUCUGGAGAUGCGGUUGCACAGCGGAAUCUGGACACCACAACGCCUUUGAAACACCAAUUGGCAGAUCUUUACAAGCUUGUGGAUAGCAUCAAGGUUGUCUUUCCUCUGUUUUAAUUACUGUCAACGUUAUUAGAAAAGUCCAGCGCAUUCCUAUAGGUUUGCAUGAUGACGACUCGUCGUCCUGACGGCCAUCUAGUGAGCAGACCUAUGGCAGUCCGGAAAAGGAUCGGAACAGACAUGUGGUUUAUUACCAAUAACGAGUCCCACAAACUCGAAGAACUCAGGUUUGACCCACACGUCAACCUCUCGUUUUACAAGGAGGGAACGGGUGAGUGGGUCUCCAUAUCUGGAACUGCGGAAGUGAAACAAGAUCGGUCAUUGGUGGACGCAUUGUGGGGCCCUGAUAUGAAGGCCUGGUUCAAUGAUCUUGGCGAUGGCAUCCAUACUGGAGGACCAGACGAUCCUCGAGUGACUGUUGCACAGGUUAAAGCUUUCUCAGCGUACUACUACGUUCAAGAUAGGUCCAAGCCAGCUGUCCUGUAUGAAUUAGCAAAGUCGACUUUGACGGGUGAGGCUCCCGAGCUUGGCAAGGUACGCUUGAUUGAUGAGGAAAAGGUGGAGGUUGCAAGGAAGCUAGAGUCGAGUACAUAGGGUGGCAUUCUACCGUGUGCGAUCUUCCCCAGCAAGGUUAUAUGGAGAGGGUUUGGAUAGCACUUGCAGUUCAUCAUUCGCUCGGCUGUAAACCGAUCUGGUCAUCCAUAUCAUGUUCGUUGGAACAUGUUCGUAGUAACUUUUGGUCAAAGAUACCAGAAAAUCGUCUCUUUUAAACAGGAUCCUACACAUAAUAUUUACAAAAUGCC